GUCGUAUCAUUUUAUAUUGAAUAUAGUAAAAGUACGUGUGCCAAAAUUCUUAGAACAUUAAUAUAAAUUCUAAUUUAUAUAAGUUUUGAACCUAUCAUUUUUGUGUUACUUCUAAAAAUCUUUAAAAAUAACUGAACAAGAUGUCAACAGAAGUGGGUUUUGCUACAAAAGCUAUUCAUGCCGGACAAGAUCCAUUACAAUGGAAUCAUUGGGAAGUAGUACCUCCUAUUGUAAUGUCCACUACUUUUCGUCAGGAUGGACCUGGGCAAACUAAGGGUUAUGAUUAUGGAAGAAGUAACAAUCCCACAAGAAAUGUUUUACAAACUUGUUUAGCUGCUCUAGAAAAUGGAAAAUAUGCAUUAACUUUUGCAUCAGGUUUAGGUGCUACAACAGUAGUAACUUCAUUAUUAAAUGCAGGAGAUCAUAUUAUAUCUACAGAUGAUAUUUAUGGUGGAACUAAUCGUUUUUUCCAAAAAUGUUUAUGCACGCAAAAUAAAACAGUUACAUUUGUAGAUAUGUCAGAUAUUAAUAAUGUUAUAACCAAUAUAAAACCUAAUACAAAGAUGGUUUGGUUAGAAACACCAACUAAUCCUCUACUGAAGUUAGUUGAUAUUCAGGCUGUUGUUCAAGCAGUCAAACAAAAAGAUGCUGAAAUUAUUGUAGUAGUAGAUAAUACUUUCCUAACAUGUUAUUUUCAGAAACCAUUAAAUUUUGGAGCAGAUAUUGUAAUAUAUUCUCUAACGAAGUAUAUGAAUGGACAUUCAGAUGUUAUUAUGGGUGCAACAAUUACAAAUAGAGAUGAUCUAGCACAAAGACUUGCAUUUCUUCAAAAUGCUAUGGGUGUUGUUCCAUCUCCUGUAGAUUGUUCUUUGGUUAAUCGGAGUUUAAAAACUCUGGAAAUUAGAAUGCAGCAACAUAUGAAAAAUGGAUUAGCAGUUGCACAAUUUUUAGAAUCACAUCCUUGUGUAGAAAAAGUAAUCCAUCCAUACCUUCCCUCACAUCCACAGCAUGAAAUUGCUCUUAAACAAACUUCUGGUCAUAGUGGAAUGGUUUCAUUUUAUCUAAAAAGUAAUUCCAGCAAAUUUUUAAAGGCCUUAAAAUUAUUUACAUUAGCAGAAUCACUUGGUGGUUAUGAAUCUCUUGCUGAAUUACCGUGCGUGAUGACUCAUGCUUCAGUACCUGAAGAAGCUAGAGCAACAUUAGGCAUUACUAAUAAGUUAAUUCGUUUAUCUAUUGGUCUUGAAACAGAACUAGACCUUUUAGUUGACCUUGAUCAAGCUCUUGUAGCUAGUUUGUAAACAUAUAAAUAUGUCGAUUGCCAGAUGAUUUUCUACAUAAUACUUUACUAAAAAGAAAAGUUGUUCAAGCACUUUAUGAUGCAUUUAAUACUUUAAACUAUAACUAUUAGAAAUAGUAAAAAUUUUAUGAAUAAUUUUUUAUUUAAUUUAUAUGUAAUUAAUUCUGAUAUCAACAUAAUGCCAGUCAUCAUAGCAGUCAAUGUGUUAAUGUAGUAGGAACCAACUUAAUUUAGAAAAUACUAUACAUGUUAUCUUUUGAAAUUAAUUAAUUUUUUGGGAAGGAUAUAUUGCCAUUCAUAUUUUAACAUUCCAUACUACACUGAUGUUCGCAUGUUUCAUAAUGUACAUUAUUAUAUGUACACCAUUUAUUCUAAUAGAGCCGUAUUCUUUAUACCACAUAUUUUUAUAUCAUCUAUUCUUUGUAUGAAAAAAUUGUACAACAUUGUACAGUACCCAUUGAAUUUAGAGGAUUUUAGACAAUUAUUAAUAUUUUUAAACUGUGUAUAAAAAUAAUGAUACAAAAUUAAUGAUACAUUAAUUAAUGAGAUAAAAUAAAUUAAAGAAUUUAUCGUUUUUUACAUUUUUUAAUAAGAUAAAAAAUUAUUCUUAAGAUUUUUUAAAUCUUGUAUUAAAUCAGUAAUAUUUUACAUACAUAUAUGUUAAUCUAUCAAAAAAUAAAUUAUUUUUUUCUUACGAUAUA
This is a messenger RNA of Bombus pascuorum, 1998 nucleotides long. RefSeq names its product cystathionine gamma-lyase (gene Cth). Bases 141 to 1298 code for a protein of 385 amino acids. NCBI's taxonomy places the organism in Eukaryota, Metazoa, Arthropoda, Insecta, Hymenoptera, Apidae. Gene Ontology annotation, molecular function: cystathionine gamma-lyase activity; pyridoxal phosphate binding. Gene Ontology annotation, biological process: transsulfuration. Gene Ontology annotation, cellular component: cytoplasm. The transcript is spliced from 8 exons. The record is from RefSeq and is a predicted model, not a curated record.